This is a messenger RNA of Penicillium argentinense, 1461 nucleotides long. RefSeq names its product FAD-binding oxidoreductase. The record is from RefSeq and is a predicted model, not a curated record. Gene Ontology annotation, molecular function: FAD binding; oxidoreductase activity. The coding region runs from base 1 to 1461 and encodes 486 amino acids. Lineage: Eukaryota; Fungi; Ascomycota; Eurotiomycetes; Eurotiales; Aspergillaceae. The transcript has a single exon.
AUGUUCCCUCUCGUGCUGUCUAUACUGGCCGGCAUCGCGGCACCUGCAGCCGCGGCUGCGGGUCCAUCUGCAUGCUCGAAUAUCACCACCCAAUUGGGGUCGUCGAAAGUGAGCAGCAAUCUGCUUAGCCAGGAAUAUUCCAACAGUCUCGAAUACUGGAAUGCCCUGCUGGACGACUACAAACCUUCGUGUGUGGUGUAUCCCAAGAACGCGCAGGAUGUCUCCGUCAUGGUGCAGGCCAUCCGCGCCGCUGACAGUCGUUUCGCUAUCAAAGCUGGCGGACAUAACCCCAACACUUUCUACUCCUGCGUCGACAAUGGCGUCCUGCUGGACCUGAGCGAUAUGACCGAAAAGUCCUACGAUCCCCACACCACGCUCGCGACGUUCCAGCCCGGUGGCGUCUUUGGCGAUAUCUACGACUACUUCGUCAAGUACAACCGCACCGUCGUCGGCGCCCGUCUGGCUGGCGUCGGCACCGGACUAGCCCUGGGCGGCGGCAUGAGUUACUUGUCUCCGCAGUACGGUCUGGCCUGUGAUUCAUUCCGCGAGCUGGAAAUCGUCCUUCCGAGCGGCGAGAUCGUCACGGCAUCAGAAGAUUCGAACCCGGAUCUCUUCUUCGCGUCUCGCGGUGGCGGCGGCAAUGCCUACGGCGUUGUCACCAAGUACACCGUGCAGAGCCGACCAGUCGGGCAAUUCUACGCUGGCAAUCUGAUUUUCCCCUUCCCGCAAAAGGACAAGGUCAUCGAGGCCAUUGGCAACUUCAUCAAGUACAAUACCGACCCCAAAGCCGCCAUCAUUGGCACGUACGAGAAACUUGGCACACCCGACCUCAACCUCAACCUCGACGAAGCAAUCAUCAUGUUCCUCGUCUAUGACGGCGAAGACUCCGGCGAUGCCUUCAAGAAUUUCACCAGCAUCCCGACAAUCCUGAACACAAUGAGUCUGAAAACCUACCCCGAAGUCGUGAACAUGCCUAUCCCGCUCUCGACCGAGCUCUCGCGCGGUGCAAACAUGUUCCGCGUCGGCGUGCACCGUCCCGAAAACUGCUCAUACGAAAACGCCCUCGACGUCUGGCGAAACUGGGCCGAGUCGAAUAAGGGCAGGUACGAGCUGUUGUCGCUGGAUUUCCAGCCCGUGCCCAAGAGCCUGACGGACGCGAGUAAGGCGCAGGGCGGGAAUGCGAUGCAGAUGCCUGAUGGUCCGUGGUACUGGUUGAAUUAUCUGCUGACGACGCCACCGGGGAUGAGUGAGCCGGAUUAUAAGGCUGUGCAGGCGAGUUAUCGUGAUAUGAUCAAGUCUGUGGGCAAUGCGGAGGGCCUGCCUUUGUUUAUCAAUGAUGCGAAUCAUGAUCAGAAUCCGUUGCAGACAUUCUCGACUUUUGCGAAGUUACAGGAGAUUAAGAAGACGUAUGACCCCGAUAACUUUUUCGCAGAUCGGACGGGGGGUUGGUCUUUUGCCUAG